Molecule: messenger RNA, 2943 nt
Organism: Hymenoscyphus albidus
Lineage: Eukaryota; Fungi; Ascomycota; Leotiomycetes; Helotiales; Helotiaceae
Source: the annotation of a GenBank genome assembly
GACCGAGGCGAUUGGGAUUGCGGCUGCCAACAAGAGCAGGAGGCAAGUCUACGCUGCAGGGCCCCAAACCAGACCUUCUACACCGUACACCUCUUCUCUCAGGUCAAUUUUGCAUUGUCAAAAGUACCCUUCGCAACAUCUUCCCACAGCUUCAUUUCUUUCCAACAACAUCUUUUUUCUGGAAUCCAUUGCAGAAGCGUCGGCGCAAACAUCUCUACCGUAUCGCGAGAUUUGUUUACUUUGCGCUGUACCGGUCCGUGCAGCUGGUUGUUGAUGACGGUCGCAGGUUGCCAUCAAGACUACCUGUGGAAGGAAGAAAUCUAAAACACUCUUAGCCCCUUCACCAGAUUCGAGGUCUUAAUCUCCAGCUCACCCUCUCUCUUUCUCGCACUGGCACGCUCAUCUCCAACUUGCACCUUCUUUGCGACUCUUUCUCUUGCUCUCCCGUAUCCGUACCGAAUCCAGCAGCGAAAAUGGCCUCAGAAGGUGCCGCCAACCAGUACCAGGUGCUCGAGGAAUUGGGUAGUGGAAGUUUUGGGGUGGUGUACAAAGCCAUUGACAAGAGCUCUGGCGAUGUCGUUGCAAUCAAACACGUAGGUCUUCCUUCACCAAAACGCCGGCGAGUGCCUUCGUAGGCCGCAAAUUGACACAGCAACCACAGAUUGAUCUAGAAUCGAGCGAAGACGACAUCCAAGAAAUUCAGCAAGAAAUCUCGGUUCUGAGCACUUGCGCCAGUCCCUACGUCACCCAGUACAGAGCCAGCUUUCUCCGGGGGCACAAGCUCUGGAUUGUGAUGGAGUACCUGGGGGGAGGAUCCUGUUUAGACCUGGUAUGGGGUUUCACUGCACGACCCGCUUCACGAACUGACCUUUUGCAGCUCAAACCAGGAUCAUUUAACGAAGCCCACAUAGCGAUCAUCUGUCGCGAACUACUGCUCGGACUCGAGUACUUGCACCAGGAGGGGAAGAUCCAUCGUGAUAUCAAGGCUGCCAAUGUCUUACUAUCUGACAAAGGCAAGGUCAAGUUAGCAGAUUUCGGUGUCGCAGCCCAACUCACCAACAUCAAGUCGCAACGAAACACCUUUGUCGGCACCCCUUUUUGGAUGGCACCAGAAGUUAUCCAGCAGGCUGGUUAUGACUUCAAGGCAGAUAUAUGGUCGCUCGGUAUCACGGCUAUCGAAUUGAUCAAUGGCGAACCCCCGAAUGCCAAUGUUCAUCCCAUGAAGGUGCUAUUCCUCAUUCCCAAGGCACCUGCUCCUCGACUAGAGGGCAACCAGUACAGCAAAGAGUUUAAAGACUUUGUCGCACAGUGCCUAGUCAAGGAUUGCGAUAGACGACCCAGCGCAAAGGAACUCCUGCGACACAAAUUUAUUCGCUCAGCUGGAAAAGUCGAGGCUUUGCAAGAGUUAGUUGAGAGAAAACAAGAAUGGGAUGGUUGUCGGACCCGACCUUCUCACCCACGAUUCUACGAAGAGACAUUGUAUGUAUUUAGUCCCGUGGCUGGAAAGACUCCAUCUAACAUGCACAGAAAUAAUAUGAAACCAAAAUCGGAGCCUGAUGAAUGGGUGUUUGAUACCGUCAAGGCACCUCCCUCUGUUGCACACCGAAAAAGUACGACAAAGAGAAGGAAGCUAUCGGUCAUCCAUGCCAAUGGUCAAGGUGUAUCCUCGGGUGUGGAGGAAUCAUUAAAACGACUUGAUCUUAAGGACACUCCCCUGGAAUAUUCGUCUCCCCAGUCUGUUACCAUUAAAAAAGGAACCGUUCGCAGACAGCCGUCUAUAGUGCAACUCACAACCCCCACCAAACAUCGUCAAGUAAGCUCACAAAAGAAGCCACUUCAACCUGACUUGAGUUUUGGAAAUACUGGUUCCACUGUUCGGGUAUUUCGUCGGGUAUCCGAUAACUCUAUAACAACACUAGUUGAUUCUGAUGCGUCAGUUACGGGUUCUACGCGAGACGAAAAUCGGCCUCCAAUGACAGCGAACGUUACAAAAGAAGCUGUUCUCGGUCGACGAGCAUUUAACAAAGUAAUGGAUCCCACAUUCCAAGAACUACAUGCACAGACUGGCAAUCAAGAAAAACGGGAAGCGAUAUCUAAACUCGCCGACGCCUGGACUGCUCUUGACGCAAUCGACCCCGAGGGAGAAUAUCAACUUCUGAAAGCUUUGAUUGAGAAAGCUCAACACGACCCGAAGCUCGCCUCUCUAUUACCAACUUCCCGCAAAGUUUCUAAUCGUGACCCAACUCCCCAAGCUACUCCACCAUCAACGCCUCAGAGGUCCGGAGCAAAAUUGGUCAUGGCCCAAAGUAAUCCACACUUGAAGAGCCAUCGAUUGAGACGAUCGAGCGUGAUGCCAGAAUCGGACCACAGAGAGAAACUCGCCCAUCUACCAGGUCAAAUCGUUCCAGGUAUGGAGCACACCAAGCAGCUCAGUGAUGUUCUCUAUGGUCGAUGGGCUGGUGCCUUAAGAAAUCGAUGGCCAGCAGUGUAAUUACCAACUUCUACUGUUCAGUACACAUUAUUGCAUAGCAUCAUCAUAGGAGUUGUCGAAGAUACAAAAGUAGGUUGAAUUGUAUUUCCUAAUUGCAUUUUGAAAAAAACAAAAAAAAAGAGAAGAGGAAAUCGCCCAGGUAGAAUUUGUGGAGCGACUCCAGCGUCAAUAUUAGUGUGUCUUUUUGUUGAUGGUAUUGUAAAGCGUAAGGGAACAAGCAGAUCUCCAAGGGAGCAGUUUGGGAAGGGAAGGGUGUUUAUUGGCGUUUGAAUGGUACCAGUCUGAGGAUUGGAUUGUAUUGGAUUGGACUGGACUGGACUGGGAGUUUCUUUUUUUCACGAUUCAUGAAUAUGUUGUUUUCGUAUAUUGAUGAGGGACUUUUUGGUUUCAAAUUCUCUCUCUCUUUAUUGAGAGAGAGGGGAGGGGACGGAUGAUGGGGAUGACGGAUUGGG